AUUGAUGUCAAUCUCCUUUCAAGCACCACGGCGUUGCGGUCCAGAAGUCACCCGACAAAAAUGCAACCUCGUCGCCGAUUCAAAACUCUCUCGUUACUCUUUCCGAAACUGAAAACCCAGAAAGUAGCAACUGAUGUUUCAUUAUUAGUUCUUUCAUUAUUCAUCCGAUUUUUCCUAUCUUAUAUCAGCAAAGACAUCUCCCCGCCUCGUUUCCCCGAUCUGUCCGUCUUCUCAAUUUUUUUCCAACUCGAAGAUGGAAAUAUGGAGCUGGAGAUGCGUAGUGAUUGCGCUGGUGGCGCUUUUGUGGAUCGCGGAAGCAGCAGCUGCGAUUCGAUUUGUGAUCGACAGGGAAGAGUGUUUCACUCAUGAGGUUGAGUAUGAAGGCGACAAUGUUCAUGUUUCUUUUGUUGUGAUUAAGUCUGACGCGGCCUGGCAUUUCGGCCACGACGGAGUGGAUCUUGUGAUUAAGGGGCCUUCAGGUGAUCAGAUUCAUGAUUUCCGAGACAAGACCAGUGAGAAGCACGAGUUCAUGGCUGCCAGAAAAGGCCUUUACCGCUUCUGCUUUACUAACAAGUCCCCUUAUCAUGAAACCAUUGACUUUGACAUACAUAUAAGCCAUUUCUCGCACUUUGAUCAGCAUGCAAAGGAUGAGCAUGUCAAGCCCUUGAUGGAACAGAUUGAAAAGUUGGAAGUUGCUCUUUAUGAUAUUCAGUUUGAGCAACACUGGUUAGAAGCUGAGACAGACCGCCAGGCAUUAGUUACUGAAGCACUGAGCAAGAGAGCAGUCCACAAGGCAGUAUUUGAGGCGGCUGCACUCAUCGGGGUUAGCAUCCUCCAAGUCUACCUCCUGCAGCGCCUGUUUGAGCGGAAGCUUGGUACAUCCAGAGUUUAGAGUUGCAGUAGCCUGAAUUAUUUAUGGGCUGUAAGUUUUACAGGCUGAAAUCUAUUCAUUUCCAGAUUCUUUUUGGUAGUUUAGGUUAGUGCCCUAGUAGCGGCAGUCAAAAUGAAAAUUUGUAUGAUAUAUAUAUGAAUAAAGUAAAAAUUUUGAAGGAUAACAGUGCUGAUUUCUGACCCUUACAUAUUCAAUAAAGGUUUAUCUUUGUUCUUA
Molecule: messenger RNA, 1108 nt
Organism: Malania oleifera
Lineage: Eukaryota; Viridiplantae; Streptophyta; Magnoliopsida; Santalales; Ximeniaceae
Product: transmembrane emp24 domain-containing protein p24beta2
Exons: 5
Coding region: 254-892 (212 amino acids)
Biological process (GO): Golgi organization; endoplasmic reticulum to Golgi vesicle-mediated transport; intracellular protein transport
Cellular component (GO): endoplasmic reticulum-Golgi intermediate compartment; COPII-coated ER to Golgi transport vesicle; endoplasmic reticulum
Source: RefSeq, a predicted model, not a curated record